Oenanthe melanoleuca is the source of this 1869-nucleotide messenger RNA. It is a transcript of the gene PTPN2, whose product is annotated as protein tyrosine phosphatase non-receptor type 2. Gene Ontology annotation, molecular function: protein tyrosine phosphatase activity. Bases 240 to 1520 code for a protein of 426 amino acids. Lineage: Eukaryota; Metazoa; Chordata; Aves; Passeriformes; Muscicapidae. The transcript is spliced from 10 exons. The record is from RefSeq and is a predicted model, not a curated record. Gene Ontology annotation, biological process: protein dephosphorylation.
CACCCCAGGUGCUUCCCGCCUCCUCCUCCUGGGGAGGCGUGAUCGCCACGGCCCUCGGUGGGCGGGGCGAGGGCCGCGCAUGCGCCCGGCGCCGGCUGCAGGACACCCGGUCGCGAGCGUAUGUGCGCGCCCGCCGCUCCCGUGAGGCGGGGGGCUGCGCGCGAGCUGUUGCGAGCUCGCCGCUCGGCCUCCUGCGGACAGGCUCGCGCGCCCUGGCGGCCGCUGCGGCCGCCGCCAUCAUGUCCGCCGCCAUCGAGCAGGAGUUCCAGGAGAUCGACGCCACGAACGACUGGCAGGCGCGUUAUCUGGAAAUCCGACACAAAUCCAGUGAUUACCCUCACAGAGUUGCAAAGUAUCCAGAGAACAGAAAUCGAAACAGAUACAGAGAUGUUAGUCCAUAUGAUCACAGUCGUGUAAAACUCCAGAACACCGAUAAUGACUAUAUCAAUGCCAGCCUAGUGGUCAUAGAAGAAGCCCAGAGAUAUUAUAUUCUAACACAGGGUCCACUACCUAAUACAUGUUGUCACUUUUGGCUAAUGGUGUGGCAACAACAAACCAAAGCAGUUGUCAUGCUGAACAGGAUUGUUGAAAAAGAAUCGGUGAAGUGUGCACAAUACUGGCCAACAAAAGAAGAGGAAGUUAUGACAUUCAGUGAAACAGGUUUCCGUGUGAGACUAGUGUCUGAGGACGUCAAAUCCUAUUACACAGUGCAUCUACUGCAAUUAGAAAAUAUCAACAGUGGUGAGUCCAGGAUGAUCUCUCAUUUUCAUUAUACUACAUGGCCAGACUUUGGAGUUCCUGAAUCCCCAGCUUCAUUCCUGAACUUCCUGUUUAAAGUCAGAGAAUCUGGCUCACUGAGUCCUGAACACGGACCUGCAGUAGUUCACUGCAGUGCGGGAAUAGGACGUUCUGGCACAUUUUCAUUAGUAGAUACCUGUCUUGUUCUGAUGGAGAAAAAAGACCCAUUUUCUGUAGAUAUUAAGAAGGUAUUACUGGAUAUGAGAAAAUAUCGAAUGGGACUUAUUCAAACUCCUGAUCAACUAAGAUUUUCAUAUAUGGCUGUAAUAGAAGGAGCAAAAUUUAUAAUGGGGGAUUCAACUAUACAGAAACGGUGGAAGGAGCUCUCUAAGGAGGACCAAGCGCCAAGUUCCGAGCAGUCUCCUCCACACCCAACCAAAAUAACCACAGAGAAGUACAAUGGGAACAGCAUAGUCCUGGAGAACAAAGAUCAGAUGGAGAAAACAAACACUGACCUGUCCACUAAAGUUCAAGAUAUCACAGAUGGGAACAUUGAAAAUUCUUCUGUUCGAAAACGACUGCGAGAGGAUAGAAGAGCAAACACAGCACAGAAGCUGCAGCAGAUGAAGCAGAAGCUAAAUGAGACUGAAAGAAAAAGAAAAAGGUGGUUAUACUGGAAACCUAUUCUCACUAAGAUUGGGUUUGGUACACUGAUUUUAAUUGGUGCUUAUUCUUGCUGGAAAAUGUAUCUUCAAGAACAUUCCUUUGCCGAGACUGACUGACACCUAAGCCUUCAAGACUUGUGAAUAUUCUGCAGCUAUAAACUGCAAAUUAUUGACAUGCAAAGCGAGACAUGACUCCCCCUCUUCGGGAACAAAAAGUGAGGUCUGUUAAGUACCACGAAGACCUCAGUUAUCUGUUUACAGCGUAAACUGCACCGAGGGGAUGAAGACCACCAGCAGCGUGUGCUACUUUGCAAAACAAAAUAAUUUACCAUCUUGUGUUUUUAUAAUUGCCUGUAUUAAUGUAGAAAGAUGUAAAAGAAAUAAAUUAGGAAGUAUUUUGUUUUGUACUGCCAUUCUUAUUGUAUUUUUAUACUUUUUGGCAGCAUUAAAUAUUUUUUUAAAUUGA